Vombatus ursinus (common wombat) is the source of this 2902-nucleotide messenger RNA. RefSeq names its product ephrin A2 (gene EFNA2). Lineage: Eukaryota; Metazoa; Chordata; Mammalia; Diprotodontia; Vombatidae. Gene Ontology annotation, biological process: osteoclast differentiation; ephrin receptor signaling pathway; axon guidance. The transcript has 4 exons. Gene Ontology annotation, molecular function: ephrin receptor binding. The record is from RefSeq and is a predicted model, not a curated record. Bases 26 to 634 code for a protein of 202 amino acids. Gene Ontology annotation, cellular component: plasma membrane.
GCGAGGAGCGGAGCGGACCCGCACCAUGGUGCAGCCCAGAUUGCUGGCGCUGCUUCUGCUCGCCCUAGCCUGGGUCCGCGUGUGCACGGACGACGCGGCCAAAGUGAUCUCCGACCGCUAUGCCGUCUACUGGAACCGGAGUAACCCCAGGUUUCACCACGGCGAUUACACAGUAGAAGUCAGUAUCAACGACUACCUGGACAUCUACUGCCCCCACUAUGAGAAGCCGCUGCCCCCAGCCGUGCGCAUGGAGCAGUAUGUCUUGUACAUGGUCAAUGACGAGGGCCACGCUUCCUGUGAUCACCGGCAGAAGGGCUUCAAGCGCUGGGAGUGUAACCGGCCCAUGGCGCCCAAUGGGCCCCUCAAGUUCUCCGAGAAAUUCCAGCUCUUCACGCCCUUCUCCUUGGGCUUUGAGUUCCGGCCGGGACAUGACUACUAUUACAUCUCUGCCACUCCCCCGAACAUGGUGGACAGGUCCUGUUUAAAACUGAAGGUUUACGUCAAGCCAACAAACGAUUCUCUGUACGAGUCUCCAGAGCCCAUCUUCACCAGCAAUAACUCCUGCAGCAGCCUCAGGAUGUCCCAGCUCUUCCUCUCUGUGGUGCCCGUCUUUUGGACCAUCUUCACCUCCUAGCCCCCCGGCCCUCCCACCACCAGGCACCGAGGGAUCGGUAUUGUUCUAGGUGGAGCCAGGGAAGACGGGGAACCCUAGGGGGAUGGGGGCAGCCCUGCUGUUCCCUUUACUCCUUGCCACCUGUUCAGAAACCCCUCUCAGACCCUGUCUGCCCCUCCUUCGGGAGGCCGGAGAGGAAGGCCCUGAAGCCGCCAAGCCAGACUUCCACCUUCGGGACCACACAGAGAGGACUGAGGAGGAAGCAGAUGGUGUCUGCCAGGGACGGAGUUCAGGGCCGCCCAGGAAGGUGACCUCCAGUCCUUGAAGAUUUAGGCUCCAGGGAGCCUCUCCAGGGCAGUAGCAGCUGCUCCCCAGCCCUGGGGCAUGGGAACGAGAGCUGCUCUUAGACCAAAUAGAGAACGUCCUUCUUGUUUCCAUUUGGUGCUGUCAUCCCUGCCUCCCUGACCCUCAGACCUCUGACCUGCCUAGGGGACCUUCACAGAGAUAGAAGAGGCCGCCGCUGGACCAGGAUGGUCAUCGCCACCCAAACUACUGCUCCUCCUUGUCCCCUCUACAUCGCCCUACCCCAAAGACGGCAGGCAAGCUGUCAUUUCAGAAGCACCAGAGAGAGCAGGGGGCAGGGGGUGGCGGUGGGGAGGGUCCACACACUUUGGUUCUAUCCCUUUCGCCCCCAUCUCCUCGCCCUGAACUUAACUGUCUAGCCCUUGUCUUCCCACCAGACUGAAUGCCGCCUGGACAGAGCUGAUUAAAGACUUUUGUCGCUGAGAUCAUGGGGGAGGCCUGUGCCCUAGGAGGGUCAUAGAUGCUAUUGGCCCGCUGGUUCAGGAGCAGAUACUUGGGGUAGAGCAGGGAGUUGGAGAAGAUCUACUAGGAAUAGGGCGAGCUCAGUACAUGACCUAUAGGGCCGUUAGAAGGUCCAAUCCAAAACCUCUUUGGGAUACGUGGGCAUGGAAAGGAAACAGAGGCAGGCACUGGCCACCUCAGUCCCUUGCUGAUGACUGUGGGUUGGGGAGGGAAGGGGUAGAAAUACCUCUCAAUUCCUCUUUUUUUUUUUUUAAGUAUUUUCAUUGUUUUAUUUGAGACUCAAGUUUUUAAUUUAUUCUACCACCUCACACCCCCUGACCCAAUUAAGACUUUGGGGAAGGAAACAGGGGUCCCUGACUGUGGACCUGGUCCCAUACUCCUGAUCUGCUCCCCAAUUUCCUUCCUUUCCCCAGCCUCUAUUCACCACCUUCUCUACUCAGUGCUCUACCAAAACACCCAAAUAAAUGUAUCCUGAGUCCACAACCCUGGGGGAGCUCCAGGCCUAUCUCCUUCCCACUAUGGUCUUUCCCCUUGGGUCAUAGGGGUUUUCCUGAUUUCUAGCCUCCAUCUCUGGCUUUAUUGUCCCUUGAAACCCUGAGCAAGUAAGGUCAUGGCUGCUCCGAUGGACCAUCUGGGAUCUCCUAGAUCUGGGCUCCAGGACUGUGAGGGUUUUUCUUUUCGGCGGGGACAGUACCGGGAUGAAGGUAGAAGCAGCCCUUGGGCACAUGCACAUUUUGGUAAACUUUAGGAGGGAUAGGGCUACUUGUUAUCUUGGUUCCUUCUUCCUGUCCUCACUGGAAGCCAAGAGUCAGAGGCAAGAGCCUAGAAAGGAGGGAGGGGCGGCUGUUUGUUUUUAAGGGAGGCAGCUGCCCACGGUCUCCCUAGCCAGACCUGCUGCACUGACCCAGAUCCCCAUCUGAAGCCACUGGCCCCCGGAGGCCUUCAGAUGAGGCUCUGGGAGGUUCUUUCUAAAGAAAAAAAGGCUGACCCUCACUGCCCUCUCUGGAGGAGACAAAGCCACCUCCCCUUCUCUUACCCCAGUCUCUGUCUCCCUUUCCAGUUCUUAGCCUCAGUGCUGGCUUGAGUCUCCCCCAGGUCCCAGAGAGAAAAGCUAACAAGUCCCUCCACCAGACCACAGUUCAGCACCCCCUCCUCUGCUCACCAUUGAAGCAGGGCCUUUUUAUUAAGGACCCUGUUGUUUCUUUCUUUCCUUUCCUUUCCUUUUCUUUUUUUUUUUUUGCAAAUGCAAAUGAAUCUACCGAUUUCUAUUGCUUCAAGUAAUCUGUCUCUGAGGAAGGGAGCAGACGUUAUAUUUCUGUAAAUAGAGCCCGCAGGUAUAUACUGUGAUUUAUUUUUAAUGCAAUGCUGAGAAUGAACUCGGUGGAGGUCUCCUCUUUCUCUCUCUUUCUCUCUUUGUCUCUCUCCUCUCACUUUCUUCUCUCUCUUUGUCUUUCUCCUCUGUCU